Messenger RNA from Scheffersomyces stipitis CBS 6054, 1098 nucleotides. RefSeq lists its product as uncharacterized. The transcript has a single exon. The record is from RefSeq and is a predicted model, not a curated record. Gene Ontology annotation, molecular function: hydroxypyruvate reductase [NAD(P)H] activity; NAD binding; glyoxylate reductase (NADPH) activity. Bases 1 to 1098 code for a protein of 365 amino acids. NCBI's taxonomy places the organism in Eukaryota, Fungi, Ascomycota, Pichiomycetes, Serinales, Debaryomycetaceae. Gene Ontology annotation, cellular component: cytosol.
AUGACGUUAAAACAGCAGGUGCUUUUUGUAGGCAAGCCUAACACCAACACCGAAGCUUACAAAAAGUUUUCAGCCAACUUCGAAGUGAUUAACUACAAGAUCACAUCGAAAUCACAGUUGAUUGAAGACUUCGAAGGUAGAUUGAGAUACAUUGAGGCCAUAUAUGCUGGCUGGGGUGGUUUUGAUGGCGUGGGAGGGUUCCAGGGUGAAGUAUUGAGACAUUGCCCUCCCAAUGUAAAGGUAGUAGCUAUCUGCUCUAUUGGUCAUGAUGGUUAUGACACUGAGGGUAUGCUGAAGAGGGGUAUCACAUUGACGAAUGUCCCUUCGGUCAUUGCUUCAGAAGCUGUGGCAGACUUGGUGUUGUACAAUACCUUAUCCAGUUUCAGAAACUUCAAGAUGUUUGAAAAGAACUUGGGAGGAAAAUUGACCAAUACUGGUGCUUUGAGAACUGCUUUGGUUCGUGGUGAGUUUGAUCAGUUUAACGGAGUCCCCGUCAUCAAGCCCACUGUCGGUGGUGCCUUUGCAUCUUCUUGCUGCGGAAGAGAUAUCCUUUCUCCGAGGGGACACAAUGUAGUCAUUGUAGGCUUCGGUAGCAUUGGUAAGUUGAUCGGAGAGAGAUUAGCAUGUAUUGGAAUGAACAUCCACUAUGUUAAGAGAUCGAAGUUAUCAGAACAAGAAGAGGCUUCUUUGGGUUACAAGGUCACCUAUCACGCUACUUUGAAAGACACUAAGAACAUUGCUGACUUGGUGGUGAUUGCAUGUCCAGGCACUGCUCAUACCAGACACAUGGUCAAUGAAGAGAUGAUAAACGACUUUGCCAAACCUUUCAGAUUGAUUAACAUCGGAAGAGGCUACGUUGUAGACGAAAAGGCUCUUGUUAAUGGUUUACAAUCUGGCAAGAUUCUCUUUGCUGGUUUGGAUGUGUUUGAAAACGAACCUUCCAUCAACCCAGACUUGCUCAACAGACAAGAUGUUGUUCUCACACCACACAUUGGCUCUUCCACCACCGAGAACUUCAAUUAUACUGCCGCUGCUGCCAUGUUCAAUAUUGAGACGGUGUUGUACGACAGAGAAGACACAAUUACUAGAGUCAACUAA